AAAAGAAGGUUCUUUUUGAUUUGCCUAUAAAAACUUGCUGAUUCGCCUGGGAAGAGCACAGUCUGACAUUUGACUUCAAAACAACUAAACUAAUCUCAAACAAAAUGAAAUUCCUUAUUGUCGCUUUGGCUUUUGUGGCUUGCGCCUAUGCUGAUGUCUCGGAAUUGGGUUACAAUUAUGAACAACCAGCUGUUGCCCCUGCACCUGCUCCAGUUCAACCAUCGAAGAGUUAUAUUCCCCCUGCACCAGUAGCCCCAGCACCAGCUCCAGUUGCUCAACCCACCAAAACCUAUGUGCCACCAGCACCUGUUGCCCCCGCCCCAGCCCCAGUUGCUCAACCCACCAACACCUAUGUCCCACCAGCACCUGUUGCCCCCGCACCAGCUCCAGUUGCUCAACCCACCAACACCUACAUUCCCCCUGAACCCGUCUCCCCUGUCGAAGAAGUUGAACAAACUCCCGCCGAUGGCUACCGUUACAAGACUGUCCGCCGUGUUGUCUACAGACACCGUGCCUAAGCGUCAUAAGGAAUUUGCGUUUACUUGAUUUGUUAGUG
Musca domestica (house fly) is the source of this 556-nucleotide messenger RNA. RefSeq lists its product as uncharacterized. Lineage: Eukaryota; Metazoa; Arthropoda; Insecta; Diptera; Muscidae. The coding region runs from base 105 to 518 and encodes 137 amino acids. The record is from RefSeq and is a predicted model, not a curated record. The transcript is spliced from 2 exons.